Mesitornis unicolor (brown roatelo) is the source of this 2330-nucleotide messenger RNA. RefSeq names its product exocyst complex component 5 (gene EXOC5). Gene Ontology annotation, biological process: Golgi to plasma membrane transport; exocytosis. Gene Ontology annotation, cellular component: exocyst; cytoplasm. The coding region runs from base 134 to 2131 and encodes 665 amino acids. Lineage: Eukaryota; Metazoa; Chordata; Aves; Mesitornithiformes; Mesitornithidae. The record is from RefSeq and is a predicted model, not a curated record. The transcript has 18 exons.
GCCUUUUGUGGCAGAUGAAUACAUUGAACGCCUGGCAUGGAGAACACCUGGAGGAGGUUCCAGAGGUGGAGAAGCUUUUGAUCCGAAAAGAUUAUUGGAAGAAUUUGUAAAUCAUAUCCAAGAAUUACAGGUAAUGGAUGAAAGGAUUCAGAGAAAGGUGGAGAAGCUAGAACAGCAAUGCCAGAAGGAAGCAAAGGAAUUUGCCAAGAAAGUACAAGAGCUGCAGAAAAGCAACCAGGUUGCCUUCCAACAUUUCCAGGAACUAGAUGAGCACAUCAGCUAUGUAGCAACUAAGGUCUGUCACCUUGGUGACCAACUGGAGGGGGUAAACACGCCGCGGCAACGGGCUGUGGAGGCUCAGAAACUGAUGAAAUACUUUAAUGAGUUUCUGGAUGGAGAGCUGAAGUCUGAUGUUUUUACAGACUCUGAAAAGAUUAAAGAGGCAGCUGAUAUUAUUCAGAAACUACAUUUGAUUGCACAGGAGCUGCCUUUUGACAGGUUUUCUGAAGUAAAAUCAAAGAUAGCAAGUAAAUACCAUGAUUUAGAGUGCCAGCUAAUUCAAGAGUUUACCAGUGCACAGCGAAGAGGUGAAAUCUCCAGAAUGAGAGAAGUAGCAGCAGUUUUGCUUCACUUUAAGGGCUAUUCCCAUUGCGUUGAUGUGUACAUAAAACAGUGUCAAGAGGGUGCAUUCCUGAGGAAUGACGUCUUUGAAGAUGCAGCCAUUCUCUGCCAGCGAGUGAAUAAGCAAGUUGGAGAAGUCUUUAGUAAUCCAGAGACUGUGCUAGCCAAACUCAUUCAAAAUAUUUUUGAAGUUAAACUUCAGAGUUAUGUAAAGGACCAGCUAGAAGAACACAGGAAAUCAGAUGCAGAACAGUAUCUUAAGAAUCUCUAUGAUCUAUAUACAAGAACUACUAAUCUGUCAAGCAAAUUGAUGGAAUUUAACUUGGGUACUGAUAAGCAGACUUUCUUGUCUAAGCUUAUCAAAUCCAUUUUCAUUUCCUACUUGGAGAAUUACAUUGAGGUGGAAAUCGGUUACUUGAAAAGUAGGAGUGCAAUGAUUCUGCAACGCUAUUAUGAUUCCAAAAACCACCAGAAGAGGUCCAUUGGCACUGGAGGGAUCCAGAUCCACAAAAGGACUGAAGCAAAAUUAAGCAUUCAAGACCUCAAAGAGAGGAUAAGGCAGCGCACAAACUUACCCUUGGGGCCAAGUAUUGACACACACGGAGAAACUUUUCUGUCGCAGGAAGUGGUGGUUAACCUCUUGCAAGAAACUAAACAAGCUUUUGAAAGAUGUCACAGGCUUUCUGAUCCAUCAGACUUACCCAAGAAUGCUUUCAGAAUUUUUUCCAUGCUUGUGGAGUUCUUAUGUACAGAGCACAUCGAUUAUGCGUUAGAAACAGGCCUUGCUGGUAUUCCCUCCUCUGAUUCAAAGAACGCAAAUCUUUAUUUCUUGGAUGUUGUCCACCAGGCCAAUACUAUUUUCCAUUUAUUUGACAAGCAGUUCAAUGAUCAUCUGAUGCCAUUGAUCAGUUCUUCUCCUAAACUAUCUGAAUGCCUUCAGAAGAAAAAGGAUAUCAUAGAACAAAUGGAAGUCAAGCUGGAUAUGGGCAUUGAUAGGACCCUGAAUUGUAUGAUUGGACAGAUGAAGCAUAUCUUGGCUGCAGAGCAAAAGAAGACAGAUUUUAAACCAGAGGAUGAAAACAAUGUUUUGAUUCAAUAUACUAAUGCUUGCGUUAAAGUGUGUGGCUACGUUAGAAAGCAGGUGGAAAAGAUCAGAAAUUCUAUGGAUGGGAAGAACGUGGACACAGUUUUGAUGGAGCUGGGAGUUCGUUUUCAUCGACUUAUCUAUGAGCACCUACAGCAAUAUUCCUACAGUUGCAUGGGAGGCAUGUUGGCUAUUUGCGACGUGGCUGAAUACAGGAAGUGUGCCAAAGACUUCAAGAUUGCGCUGGUGUUACAGCUCUUUGAUACCUUGCAUGCACUUUGCAAUCUUCUGGUUGUAGCCCCGGAUAAUUUAAAGCAAGUUUGCUCAGGAGAACAACUUGCUAACCUGGACAAGAACAUCCUUCACUCUUUUGUUCAGCUGCGUGUUGAUUAUAGGUCUGCUCGUCUUGCUCGUCACUUCAGCUGAGAGCGUGGAAAAGGAAAUGUACCUUUGGGCAGGCCUCAGUUAGAAAGCACAGGAAAUGAUUUCUUACCGAACCAUGGUUGUAACUUUAGUGAGAUAGCGACUGUUCAGAAUAAAGCAGCAGCCAUAUUUAAACAUGACUGUGUAGGAGGCAAGCAGGUAAAAAUCUGAACGCUAUUAAAUGUAAGCUAAAACUCUCCUG